Messenger RNA from Closterium sp. Naga37s-1, 1821 nucleotides. NCBI's taxonomy places the organism in Eukaryota, Viridiplantae, Streptophyta, Zygnematophyceae, Desmidiales, Closteriaceae. The record is from the annotation of a GenBank genome assembly.
AUGCAUGUUGCACAGGUAACUUUUGAGGCACCUCAAAUGUUGGUGGAGAGGCGGAAGGUGGCGGAGGGGCACGUGGCUCGGCUGCUGCACGAUCGUGUGCCGCUAUUCACUCUCUCUUUCUCCCUCGGUUGCUGGGAUGAGAAGGAUCGGAAGGAGAAGGAGGAAGAGGGUGAGAAGGAUAAGAGGGGUGGGGCCGAGGACAAGAAGAAGAGAGAUGGGGAGAAGAAGAGGAAGGAUAGAGGGGAAUCGGAUGAGAGCGAGGGAGAGGAGGAGGAGCUGGAGGAGGGCGAGGACAGGCCAAGGGGCAGCAAGCAGGCGAGGAAGAGUGGUGAGGGGUCUGAUGAGGAAGGGGAGGAGCGAGGGAAAGCGAAGGAGUUGGAGAAAUUCAAGGCGAAGGAGAAGAAGAAGGAGCACAGGAGGAGGUCAAGGAGGGAUGAGAGCGAGGAUGAGGAGGAUGAGGAUGAGGAAGAGAGGGAGAAGGGUGGGAAGAAGAGGGAGAAGAGGGAGAGGGAGGAGGAGAAGGAAAAGAGUCGAUCCAAGGAGAAGCGAGAGAAGGAUGAGAAGGACGAGAAGGGGAAGGGGAAGGAGAAGGAGAAGGAGAAGGAUAGGGAGGAGAAGAAGAAGGGGAAGGGGAAGGACGAUAAGGAAAGGGAGAAGGAGAAGGAGAGGAAGCACAGGAGGAGGCAUCGGGAUGAUGAGGAGGAUGAGGAGGAGGAGGAGGAUGACAAAGAAGCUCGAAGGUCCAAGCGCAGCAAGGGCAGCAGCGACCACCGGCGGUCCUCCCGCAAGGCAAGGGCGGCGGCUCUCUGUCUGUCUCCUUGCCACCCUGACCAUGAGAGCGACAGUGAUUCAGAGGACAGCGGGCACAGGAGCAGGGAGCGAGAGAGGAAGCACCGCAGCAGCAAGUCCAAGAAGUCGUCGCACCGCUCGCGAGCAGAUGAUGACCUGGAGGACGGGGAAGUGGGCGCGUCACCCACAGUCGUGCCCCAUACAGCCCGUCUAUUCCACUGGAUAAGCUACCCUCGCGUUCCCCUUACCGCACCAUCGCCGCACCCCCCGCGUUCCCCCGCGCCGCCGCACCCGUCGCGAGUGGCAAUGGCGGAAGCCGCAAGUCACACCAAGGCUCUCGCCGCCCCUUUCUCCAUAGCGCUCGCUCCUCCGCAUGCGGCGGUGGCGGUGAAGGGCCCGAAUUCCUCAGCGCCAAAGGCGGCGCCAGAUGCGGCGUCAGUUGCGGCGCCAGUCGCGGGGGAGAUGGAGGCGCCGUUGAUCGAGCCGUCGCACUCGCUGAGCGAUAGCAUGCCCGCUGGCACGCGCGUGCUACUGGAGAGGACCAGCUCCGCUCUCUUCAUCCGCAUCCCGCCCCUCCACCCGGCCAAAGCGGCGCUCGGCUUCGUGUUUUUUGCUUUCCUCGCGCUGAUGCCACUGCUGCUGCCUCUGAUGCUCGAUGCUGCUGUGCCCACCGGGGAGCAGACACCCCUUCCGCCCUUCACGCCUGUUGUCUCCGCUCUCUGCGCACUCAUGGCAGUCCUGAGCGUGUGUGCAGCGUUCACAGUCCGCACGAUGCGAAUCGACGGCUCACAGCUGCUGCACACGUGGCAGCUGUUUGAUUGGAUCAUCCACACCACCAUCCCCACUGCAUCUAUUGUUCGCGUCUCCCUCUGCAAAAUGGAGAGGCGCUUCACCACCACGUAUUUCUGCCGAGUGGCAGCAGCAGACGGCAAGCAGCUUGACUUCGGGGGGCAUCUGUCGCGAGAGGAGAACGUGUGGCUGCAGCACGAGGUGUCCUCGUACCUGCUCGGCCUCGCUGCGGAGUCCGUUUGA